AUAUUUUGAGACUACUAUACCAAGGUAUCUAGUAGCCAAGGACCCAGCUCUCAACGGGGGGCCUCUCGAACUAAGACGCCUUCGACGAUGCGUGAAUUAUAACAAAUGUCCCUGGCGAUCAAGUCAAUAUGGCGGGCUCGGUCGCGAUGCUCUGCCUUCUCAGGACCUUUCCCAAAAUCAAGGGCCCCAUUGCCCUCCAGGAUAUCCAAUCCCUACGCUAUCCGGCUCGAGUCAACGACAGCAUAUUCUGAUGGGACAAACUCAACUGAACCCCCAGAAACAGCUCUUGUAGCCCUUCCUGAGAGGUCUCUCGAAGUGAGCGAACAACAGCCUGAGCAGGUCAUUGCCAACCUAGUUACAGACGAUACUCACGAAUCCCGCAAUCGAGCCUUUAAAGAUGCGUUCAGGAUCGAUGCGCCUCGACUGGUCGAAGACAAAGAUGCUAUGAAGCUCUUUAAACCUGUGAUCGGAAAGCCACUUCAAUAUCCAAACGAACAGGCGAACAAAGCAAGCGUACAGGAGCAUAGGCGGGACGCACGACGACAGGCCGGCUUGGGUGUGGUCUGGAGCCACUUCGAUAAGACAGUUCCGCAAUGGAUAGAGUGUUUUGGGCUAAUGAAGCGCAUGACACCGCAAUGGAGCGAGAGGGCCAACAUGUCGGCUGUAAGGAUCAUCCUACCCAAAACGUGGGAUAUCGAAGUCAACAACCAGAAUCUCGAAUAUGUCGACUCUGCGACGGGCGUGCUCCAGAAACUACGGGCAGUGGUGGAUCGUAAUCCUUCUGCCAUUGUGCUUCGUGGACAGAGCAAGAUAUUGGUCAAGGUGGCCGACGAGAUUGUGAGGUAUUGCGAAGACGCUGAAAUCUAUGAGCUGGGAGAAGUGGCGGCGUCGGAUUACAAGACGAGGCAGCUGUGGCCAACCAUUGAAAAUGCGCCAAACGGAGGCGCCUCGCUCCCUGAUGACCAUAACGACAAUAUCUGGGUGCACAAAGAGUACCAGCCUCACUCUCUCCAUGUGCCAUACGAGCAGAUCCCGCGACCGCCCUUAUGGACACAUGACAACUUUGAACACUAUAUCUCAACGCUGUGCUAUGGAAAGGUGCCUCCUCAUCUAGCAAUCAGGUUCUACGGCCAAAGGCGUGUGAAUGGGAGAUAUAUCGAUACGGAUGGCAUCAGGAUUAAGCUCAUUGUUGAUGCCUUUGAGGACCCUGCUGCAAAACCAUUCAUUACUGUCCCUGUCUUGAAAAUGGCUAUUUCCAUGAUGGCCUUCCGAGGUGGACAUCGUGCCUCUGCCAACCAUCUCGUACAAUUGGGAGAGGAAUUAGGCAUUCCCAUGGACACUGAUAUAUACAACAUCAUGCUUGAAGGCUACACUCACAAGCGUGAUAUUGGCUUCUUUUAUAGGUUUCUCCGAAGGAUGCAGGCGCGCUAUCAUCACCCUAACAUUCGAACAUGGCUGCUUUUCCUUCGACUGGUCAGGGGUGAGGACGAAAGGAGGCAGGUCAUUGUGGCCAUGUACCAAUUGGGGAUGUUCAAUCACCAGGCCACGCGUCGCGGGAUCGCCGAUGUAAUGGCCUCUCUCGAUGCAUAUGCUGCUUUCAAAGCUGGAACACCUCUGAGAUGCUUCCUGGACGAGCAGAAGGAACGCUAUGGUGAGGGCUGGCUAGCGAUUGAUGGUCUCAAUAGUAUUGCCACUGAACUACUUCGCUUCCACCGUCCAGAAGAUCCUCGAAUCGAAGAUUGCAAGAAACUGGUCAGUAUCCAUACCGAUUCAGGCCACAGAGUUGAGCUCAAGACCAUCAACAUUUUCCUCAGCCACGCGGCCAAGUCUAGAGAUUGGGAUACUGCUCUCUGGGCUAUGUCACUCUUUAAGGACGCCGGCUGCGAGCCUGACCAGGAGACUUAUGGUGCUCUCCUGUCACUUGCGGUCAAAACACGCUCACCACAUGCCCUCGGAACUGUCUACUUCUACGGCGUCCUCCAUCGUCAGCUCCAGAAGGGAUCGAGAAACUUGCUGAGCCAAGUCCUCCUUCGCACGCACAAAGACCCCUUUUGGAAAAAGCUUGAGCAUCAGCCAGGCAUUUUCCCUAGACAGGCAAUCCCUGAUAUUCUAGCCAACAAGAUUCCUCGUCUUUGGGUAGUCAUGUCCCGAGUCGAGCGUGUCAUCCUUGACAAGUGGGCGGGCUAUGUUCCCCUUAAACCCCUCGAAUAUGCGCUCGGACUUUCAUAUCGCUCCAAUGACCUGCCCAUGCACUCCCAGAUCAGCGCUGGUAAACCCAUUCAGGUGCAGGAUCUCAUCGUCAAGCUUCGCAGAGCUGACGGUCAACCUGGGAAAAUCAACGUGCGACUCAAGGGUCGUUUCGAUCCGGCGCAUAUGAUUGAGGGUUGGGAUGAGUCUCUGGCAGAUUCAAAUCAUCCGAGCAUAGUACAAGAAGAAGAGCCUGACAGUUGGCCUGAUGUUGAUGAUGAUACUCCAAAGCUUUUGUCGGCAGGGCCCAAGACGAACCCAAAAUCGCCUGGCGGUGGUCAAGAUGGUCCUCCUGAAGGACCAGAUUCCACUCCUUCCCCUGAAGCUGCUCUGAAGGAGCUCGAGAAGAAGCUCGAAGAAGCUCGAAGAAGAGACUCGAUUUAAGUCUUGCUGAACUUCUGUGAGAAGCGUCACAUACAAUCCCUAUAUAACAAUAUCAUAUUUUCAUCACCUUACAUCACUCCACCCUGUAUAUUACAAUUCCUUCUAGGAUGCCUACCCAUUUUACCCGUACUUUCAAGGGGCAGAUUAUGAUAGAAAACCACGGACAUACCAUGUACACUAGCAAAAGCACAUUUUAGAAGAGGACGGGCGAGACGGAAACCAGAACAUCGAUAAAUAAAAACGAAGUUAUGAGAA
This is a messenger RNA of Fusarium oxysporum Fo47, 2886 nucleotides long. RefSeq lists its product as uncharacterized. The transcript has a single exon. The record is from RefSeq and is a predicted model, not a curated record. NCBI's taxonomy places the organism in Eukaryota, Fungi, Ascomycota, Sordariomycetes, Hypocreales, Nectriaceae. Gene Ontology annotation, molecular function: protein binding. Bases 106 to 2631 code for a protein of 841 amino acids.